This is a messenger RNA of Parathielavia appendiculata, 1508 nucleotides long. Its product is annotated as acyltransferase-like protein. The transcript is spliced from 5 exons. Gene Ontology annotation, biological process: cardiolipin acyl-chain remodeling; inner mitochondrial membrane organization. Gene Ontology annotation, molecular function: 1-acylglycerophosphocholine O-acyltransferase activity. The record is from RefSeq and is a predicted model, not a curated record. NCBI's taxonomy places the organism in Eukaryota, Fungi, Ascomycota, Sordariomycetes, Sordariales, Chaetomiaceae. Gene Ontology annotation, cellular component: mitochondrial membrane. Bases 251 to 1366 code for a protein of 371 amino acids.
UUGAUGAGCGAAUUGCCCAUCCGAGCCCCAACAAUUGCAGGUUGUGGAGCCUGGCGUGAAUAUCCGUUGAAAGGCGUCCAGGUUCCAGUAUUGGAACUCUACUCCCUGUUCGGCCCAUGGCUAUGUCAAUUUUCCAUGAUCAUCUCCCACAGCAGUGAAAUCCUAUGGCGAUGAGACCAUGUAACAGCUGAGACCUCACUCAAGCACUCUUCUGAACACUUCCGGGUUGGCUUGCGACUUCAUCUCAACCAUGUCGACACUUCCGCCGGCCUCUCAGCGGCCGAGCCCCUCGCUGCGUCUGAAAUCGGCCAUGGUGAUGGGCGUGACGGGCGUUCUAUCCAAGUUCUUUUUGUACGGGUUCAACCGGGUCGAAGUGACGGGUCUGUCGAGGUUUCUCGAGCUGCUGGAAAGCCGUAAAGAUCCCGCCAAGAGACAACGAGGCCUCUUAACGGUAUCCAACCAUAUCAGCGUACUCGACGACCCUGUAGUAUGGGGCAUCCUCCCUCUAAGCUACGCGUUUGACCCGUCCAACCUACGCUGGACCCUGGGCGCCGCCGACAUCUGCUUUGCAAACAAGGCUUUCUCCACCUUCUUCACGCAAGGCCAAGUCCUCCCAUGCCAUCGGCUCAAGCACUCGCCCUUCGGCGGGCUUUUCCAGCCGGCCCUCACCCAAGCCAUCCGCCUGCUCUCCACCCCUCCGCCUCCCACCGUCCCCAUCCCGCCAACCUACACCACCACCGGCAGCGACGCCCACCCCUCCCCGCUCCUCUUCCCCGCCCAGCGCCGUUACAGCUGGGUGCACGUCUUCCCCGAAGGGUGCGUGCACCAGCACGCGUCCACCGACCUGCGCUACUUCAAAUGGGGUCUCGCCCGCCUGAUCCUCGAGUCCGAACCGGCCCCGGACGUGCUGCCCAUGUUCAUCGACGGCACGCAGCGCGUCAUGCCCGAGGACAGGGGCUUCCCCCGCUUCGUGCCUCGCGUGGGCAAGACGGUGCGGGUGGCGUUUGGCGAGGUGCUGGACUAUGAGGCGACGUUUGGGGAUUUGAAGAGGCGGUGGGAUGGGUUGGUUGCGAGGGAGCGGGAGAGGGAAGGGGAAAAUGGUGGGUUGGUGGUGGCUCCGUGGAGACAAACGGACGUCGGGGAGCUGACGACGGACGAGUUGAAACACGGCAAAGAGGCGCAGGAAAUCAGGAUCGAGGUCGCGCGGCGGAUGAGGGACGAGAUCCUUAAGCUUCGGAGAUCCCUGGGCGGGUACCCUGAGCCGGACCCGGCUUUUGGCCUGGCCGAGACUUGGCGGCUGGAUGACGAUAUCGAGGCCAAAAAGUACAAGAGCCGGGUUGAUGGGAGCAAUAUAAAUCAAGACUAGAUCUAGUAUCAUUUUAUAUUCUGUUGUGGAACGUGUGCUUUAGGUUGGUGUUCGUGUAGACGGGCCUUUGUUCGAGUAGCCUUUAGAUGGUAUGGUAGCCAGGAUAGAAGGGGAUCAAAAGGAGUGAUUGGUAGAAGUGGGC